AUGAAGGGAACGGACAGCGGAGCAGAACGUGGCCACGACAACGAUGCCCCAAGCCACAGCGUGUGGCGCGCAUGUGGUGAAGUCUACGGCCAGUUGGCUCGGGACUCCGGUCUCCCGGGCGCCGACGUCUUCGUCGAGGGAGGACGCGUUCGCCGACUGCUCUGGACCGCGGCGGUGCUCACUCUGGUGUACUACAGCGCCAGCGAGACGGGCGCCAUCCUGCGCGAGUACUUCACGUACAGCGUGGCCGUCGCCUUCGAGUACAACACGAACGAGUCGUUCGAGCUGCCCGACGUCACCGUGUGCAACGUGAACCAGCUACGCCGUUCCAAGCUGUGCGCCCUGGAGGCAUCGGAGCGCGCCAUGGAAUCGGAGCUAGAGGAGCGCCUAUGUGGCAAGAGCCAGGAGUUCAGAGAAGCAAACACGGACGACCUCAAACUACAGCACCGAUUGUCGGAUUGGUUGGCCCUGACAGCGGUGCGCAACGCAAGUCAGGUCGAAACGCUGGGCCACCAGUUUACCGACGUCGUCAUCGACUGCACCUACCACGAAAAGGACUGCAAGCAGGCCAGGUUCUUCCUUAACCACACGAACCCCUGGUACGGCAACUGCUUCUGCAUCCACUGCGAGAAAACCGAUCGGCUCUUCGACUACAACUCCUUGGCAUCGCCUUACAACGGUCUGGUGAUGACGCUGAAUCCGGAAUUGCACGAGUACCUGCCCACGUCCUACCAGGCGGGAUUCCUUGUCAUGAUACACGCGCACGGCACCAGAACGUGGCCCAAGUGCUUGCGCGAACUCCUGGAGGAGCCCUACGGAGCGUACACGCGAGAGGACUGUCUGAACCUGUGCCUGCAGCAAAUGGUCGUAGAGAGGUGCGGAUGCCUCACCGCGCAGCUGCCGCAGCUGAAUAAGCUGGCCACCAUGUAUGGCGCCUGCGGAGAAAACGAAUACGAGUGCGUGGCUCAAGUGUCCGCGGACGCGACCAACAUGCAGCUCGAGAAUCGGUGCCAAUGCCACAGCGCUUGCCUGUGA
Molecule: messenger RNA, 1035 nt
Organism: Dermacentor silvarum
Lineage: Eukaryota; Metazoa; Arthropoda; Arachnida; Ixodida; Ixodidae
Product: degenerin unc-8-like
Exons: 7
Coding region: 1-1035 (344 amino acids)
Biological process (GO): sodium ion transmembrane transport
Cellular component (GO): membrane
Molecular function (GO): ligand-gated sodium channel activity
Source: RefSeq, a predicted model, not a curated record